AUGAUUAUUGACAAAUGCAUCAAAACGCCCUUCAAAUUGCGCCCUCCAACCAGAGCCGUGCAUCACAAAGAACGGUGUGCCGAGACGCUAGGAGCGAUCAACGCCAAGGAAAUUGCUACCCUAGACUUCAAUACGGUAAUAAACUACUCCGACUUCGCAUUCUCGAAGAGACCUCGAAAGAGACGAGCGCAUAAUCCUGGUCCACCUAGGGAACCCGAGAGGCGGCCUUGGCGGUCGAGGAGGUGUCCCUGGCAUCGAUAUCUUCAAACCGUCUCGUCCUAUCCCAUAGAUAUUAUUUCCCAAGCCGUUUCUAGUUUCGUUACAUAUGAUGUCCAAGGUCGCGUUCAAUCCGCUUUAAAUAUCGCACCUCAAACCUUUUACCAACUCCCGUAUGGUCAAAGCUUGAUGAAAACCAGCUUGUGCCUAAACGAUUUGCGCUCUUUGCGGUUGCAAAUCUUCGAACUUGUUUGCACGGCAGUCUACGUCCCUCAAAUGCUUGAUCACUGUGCUAGAACACAUUUCAUCCCCAAUAGAUCAUUGAAGUUAAUCAUGUCUCAAAUCAAUGUGUUAGAUGUUCAGAACUACAAGAGAGUGGGAGAGAUGGUAUUUCGACACUCUCUUUUCAGUGGGAAGGCGGUAUAUUUCGUUUCUCUGAUCACUGGAGCUGGGCGCUAUCGCGUGUUGGCCGUUGACCUCAGCCAUUCACCGCAGCGAAGGAACACCGCUCUCAGACCCAAACAGGCAGUGAUCGCAUUCCCCACACUCACGCCACCCACCCUCAUUGCACUCCUCACGAUUACAGUACGUCGUUUUAACAAUGUCAAAAAUUCGUCCGCCUUCUGCGCUAUUUUGGCUCUGAACCUCACUGUCGACUCAGAUAUGAUCAUCAUUGAACUUAUAGAGCACGGUUUCGACUUCACAAUAAAUAAAAAUAACACGUCUAUUCCGGAUAUGUCGUGCCAGAGAAUUAGGACCAAUGGAGCACCCCUGACAUACCAUUCUCUCCCAUCUACACGAAGAAAAUCUACGCGAUUGGUAAUGAAAACAAAAAUGAGAGGUCAGAAUGUCCGCCUCGCCAGCCUCUCCGGCUGGCUAGCUGGAAUUACACACACACCCGGCCACGAACCCAAAAGGAACCCCUUCUUCUUGCGUCAAAGUACCACCAAGUGGGAGCCAUCAAUAUCUGCCCUGAAUAGGGUCAAGGAGUCGAGCCAUACACAUUCUCCCCUCCAUGAAGAAUCAUUUACCCAUGAAUUAUGGCAAGAGAUAACCGAGGAACCAUACCGAGAAUACAAGCAAACAGACCAAGAAAGGGAGGCAAGAAUAAAGGACAACUAUAAGUAUAGGGAAAUCCUCGUCAAUGAACACACACGAACCCAUCGACAUCAUUCAAGAAUAGCUCGGCUCCAGAUGGCCAUUGCUGGGCUUCGAUAA
This is a messenger RNA of Lindgomyces ingoldianus, 1434 nucleotides long. RefSeq lists its product as uncharacterized. The transcript has 15 exons. NCBI's taxonomy places the organism in Eukaryota, Fungi, Ascomycota, Dothideomycetes, Pleosporales, Lindgomycetaceae. The record is from RefSeq and is a predicted model, not a curated record. The coding region runs from base 1 to 1434 and encodes 477 amino acids.